Molecule: messenger RNA, 885 nt
Organism: Kogia breviceps (pygmy sperm whale)
Lineage: Eukaryota; Metazoa; Chordata; Mammalia; Artiodactyla; Physeteridae
Gene: TMEM178B
Product: transmembrane protein 178B
Cellular component (GO): membrane
Source: RefSeq, a predicted model, not a curated record
AUGGCUGCCGGAAGGUUCCUGCUCUACACGGGCCUCUCGCUAGCGCUUUGCGCCCUGGGCAUGCUGGCCGUGGCCGUCUGCUCAGACCACUGGUACGAGACGGACGCCAGGAAGCACAGGGACAGGUGCAAGGCCUUCAACACGCGCCGGGUCGACCCUGGCUUCAUUUACAACAAUAACAACAACUUGCCGCUCCGCGCCAGCCGCUCGCGCCUGGACCGCUGGGAGGGCACACUCCUCCGGGCCCGGAAUCGCCGGCAGCUCUUCGCCAUGAGCCCCGCCGACGAGUGCAGCCGGCAGUACAACUCCACCAACACGGGCCUCUGGAGGAAGUGCCAUCGACAGGGCUUCGACCCGGAGAUCGCAGCCCUGAUUCGGAAAGGAGAAAUUGAGAGAUGCACGUACAUCAAAUACCACUACUCCUCAGCCACCAUCCCCAGGAACCUCACCUUCAACAUCACGAAGGCCAUCCGCCAGGAUGAGUGGCACGCCCUGCACCUGCGUAGGAUGACAGCCGGCUUCCUGGGCAUGGCGGUGGCCAUCAUCCUCUUCGGCUGGAUCAUCGGCCUGCUGGGCUGCUGCUGGGACCGAGGCCUCAUGCAGUACGUGGCGGGGCUUCUCUUCCUCAUGGGAGGAACUUUCUGCAUCAUUUCACUGUGCACCUGUGUGGCCGGAAUCAACUUUGAGCUGUCACGCUACCCACGCUACCUGUAUGGACUCCCCGACGACAUCAGCCAUGGCUACGGAUGGUCCAUGUUCUGUGCUUGGGGGGGCCUGGGCCUCACGCUAAUCUCGGGAUUCUUCUGUACCUUGGCCCCUUCUGUCCAACCUGUCCCGAGGACCAACUGCCCCAAAUCCAGACCCGAGAAUGGGACAGUGUGCUAA